GUUUUCCCCCUGAAGAUGGCAAGCGCGCAUGGGCUGAGUAGCGGUGGCGACGCUCGGUCAAUCGAACACUUUAGUAUGGUCGUGUACGGUGCUCGUGACGUUUCGUUCCGUUGCAUAAUUGAAUCGAGAUCAUCGAGCGAGACGGAGGAGUCUUGUCGAGGAACCGAGAUAUGCCGCAGAGUGGACGUCAGUGCUGCUAGCGUCGUCGUGCAGGAUGCGAGUGGAUUUUUCGUUGACGGAUCGAUAGCGAACGAGCAGAAGCAGAAGCAGCAGCAGCAGCAGCAGGAGCUUGUCACAGAAAACAUGUCGGCGGCGAUGAAAUCCAGCACCACGCCGGCGAACAGCAGGGUUCUUCCCAUGCUGAGCCAUUUCAGAUACGAGCAUUUCGUCGCCGGUAUAUCCGGCGGCGUGGUCUCCACGCUCAUGCUUCACCCGUUGGAUUUGAUCAAGACCAGAUUUGCAGUUAACGACGGCCAUUCACAAACGAGACCGCAGUACUUGAGCUUGAAGAGCGCGGUGGUGCAAAUAGUCAGGACCGAAGGACUGAAAGGACUUUACAGAGGCGUUACGCCGAACGUUUUAGGAUCAGGUGGCGCGUGGGGCUGCUACUUCUUUUUCUACAAUACGAUUAAGACAUGGAUCCAAGGGGGCAACAGCAAGAAGCCUUUGGGUGCGUCGAUGCACAUGUUCGCCGCAGCCGACGCCGGCAUCCUCACUUUAGUUAUAACGAAUCCACUUUGGGUAGUAAAGACACGACUGUGUUUGCAAUACAUGGAGGACAAGAAUCUUCCGGAAACGCUUAGAUACAACGGUAUGGCGGAUGCAAUUAGGAAAAUUUAUAGGACCGAAGGCGUCAGAGGAUUGUAUCGGGGUUUCGUUCCCGGGAUAUUCGGCGUCUCGCACGGUGCGAUUCAGUUCAUGGUAUACGAAGACUUGAAGAAUCGCUAUAACCAAUACUUGAACGUACCUAUCGAUACGAAGAUGAGCACCAUGGAAUACAUAUUUUUCGCGGCAGUGUCGAAGCUGAUCGCCGCGGCAACGACUUACCCUUACCAAGUGAUCAGAGCUCGGCUUCAAGAUCACCACCACCACUACGAUGGCACCUGCCAUUGCAUUAAAUCGAUAUGGAGGUCAGACGGGUUUAAGGGUUUUUAUAGAGGCUUAUCGCCGUACCUUAUACACGUUACACCGAACAUUUGUUUAAUUAUCGUAAUUUAUGAAACCUUUGCUAACACAGACUCUGAUUCGAAUCAAUGAUUCUUUAGAUUAUAUUAAUCUAAACAAUUUUUCUACUACAGAGCAAACGCAAAGAACAUAUUCUACAAUUCGUUUCGAGAUAUAGAUUUCUCUUUUGAUAUUCGAUUCGAUUUUUCCCAGCCCAUAUUCUUUUUUCUAUUCUUUAUCGAACGAUUUCGUCUCUUUUGUCGUUCUGUCAAUCGGGUGAAAAAGAAAACAGUUCCAACAGUAUUAGAAAAAUGUAAUUCUCGCGAUCACAUUUUUCAACACGUCGAUAUCAGUCAGUCUGUCACUCUUCUAAUUUUCAUUGGCAUUUAGCGAUGUUUUAAUCCGAUCGAUACAAUCUCCACGAUGGUCGUAAAACCAUUCGGUGAAUUUUUCUGGGAUCUUUUUAACGAAGUACCUUUACGUAACGAAUAAUUCUAUACCAGAAUUUGAUUGUUCUUAAGAAUAGUAAUCAAUCGAAGUCUUCAAGCCACGAAUGCCUCGAUGUUGUAGGUAGAAGCGUUUAAUUUAUUUUUAAUCCCGUAUUCGAAACACAAUCUCGAGGUUGUGCAUAAGCGAUUUUUUCGUACAAUGGGAGAUAGACGAUUUUAUCCUCGAAGUAACCGGGAAAGCGAUAUAUGUCAAUAUUAUUUUUAAUAUAUAUAUAAUUUAUACGUUUAUUUUAUUUAUUCCACGCUUGGCCACGUUAAAUCAUUUCGGUGGAUUGCGAGAAAGUUUAAGUGUUAAGAAGAUCGAACCUAUUUUUCUGAUCAAUUUCCUAUCGGGCUGCUACUUAACGUGUCAGGUGUAUUUAAAUAUUUUCUAACGAACGACUAUUGUAGAUAGUGGUAAUUAGCAUCAAUUGAUAUUAUCCGUAGCAAAAUUCGUUUAACCCUCCGGCUAAUUAAAGCGCAUCAUAUCUGAUCAUGGAUCUACGUUCUAUCCUCCUUCACUUCUCGUCGAUCCUUUGACUGUCAGCUCGCGAGGACUGCUGAUGCAUCGGCUACGUUUACUUACAAUUAGAGCAAUUAUAGUUUAAAUCCUAGCAGUUUUUGCGUAGAGCAGUGAACGUACUUUAUCUCCCGCGAGACGAGAUGUUCAGGCGCGAUAGACGGAGGGUUAAAAAGAGGACGUAAAAGUUUGAUGGUCCAUAACUUUGCAGUAAAUAAAUAACCAUAAACGGAUGAAACUUGCGAUGUUCGGAGCGGAAAAGCCUCUUCUUUAAAAAAAUGCCGCUUGGCUCGUCUCGAUGCGACUUUCCGUUCCGGAGAUAUAGUCGUGCGACUAUAAUUUUUGUUGUACUUUUCGCACGUUGAUUAAUCAAUUCGGACUUCUAAUUAAUACGCGUAACUAGACUGUGUCGAAUGCUGCGUCUAAGCUUUGGAUAUAUCUCUGAAACGGAUUGAUCCAUCCGGAUGAAUCAGAAGCGAUUUUGUUUUUCGUCUUGACUUCCUCAACUGAAAAAGUUUUCAAUAAAAAUUCAAUCUUGUAUCGAAUUUACGUUUUUAAUAUGUACAACUUCUUAGAAUUCUCAAUAAUACUGAAACUAGCGAUCUGAACAUUGUGUAUUUUUUAAUUCAGUUGAAAUUCGUAAGCUGUGGAACCCUGUUUGCCCGAUUUCAUUAGAAUUAUGAAAUAUUUAGAUACGCUUUCUGCUGGAAGAGGUAUCGUCGAAUAUCCUGAUUCGAAAUACAAUUCAAUCAUUCUCACUGGACAGUUUGAAAAGGACACAAUUAUACGAGCGCACGAAAGCUCCUCGCGUGGUCGUGCAGUCACGCCUGUUGUUGAUUAUAGGCUCCCAAUUAAUUAAUAAUUCCCGUGUGCGUAGGAGUGUAAUAAUUGUCUACAACUCUAAUUGUUAUCUAUAUGUUUGUCGUUAUAUUUCUGUACGGGAUAAUACCUGAUCUCGAUUAACCAGCGUUGCAAAAAGUCCGUCGUAGAGUUUGCUACCCGAAUAAAAUUUGUAAUAACCAUUACGAACUCCUGACGGUAGUAAACUGAAAUUUAUUAAGAAAUAUUCAUAGCAUUUCGAUCGGACAUACUUAAUUGUGUCUUAUAGCUGGUGAAAAUAAUUUAGCUGCUCGUCUAUUCAUUAGCAAGUUGCUUUCGACGGUUGUGCAGAAAAUUAGAUCUUAGAAACGUUUCUAGAGCAAUCCUAAAAGAUUAGGUUUACGUGCAGAUUGUUCUUGGAAUCGGCCGAUCAUUUUCAAAUGCAAACUUCGAUCACUUUUCUUUUACGUAUGAGUAAGCUAAGCGCCGUGGCGGGACCACGAGCAGCACACUUAAAAAGGCACGAGAAUAAUAAUAAUAAUGAUAAUGAUGAUAAUGAUAAUAAAGGGAGGACGAUGUCUGUUGUGUAUGAACGAAACGUGACUCGAAUGUAAUUGCGAUUAGUUUGUUAAACCACCAGCAGUACGAUUUUUGGACGUAUAAACGCAUGAUUUAUGUAAAUAGAGAUGAGACCAUCUGAGUGCGAAAUAAAUAUAAUAGAGAAU
Molecule: messenger RNA, 3716 nt
Organism: Ceratina calcarata
Lineage: Eukaryota; Metazoa; Arthropoda; Insecta; Hymenoptera; Apidae
Product: mitochondrial folate transporter/carrier
Exons: 6
Coding region: 16-1257 (413 amino acids)
Biological process (GO): nucleotide transport; transmembrane transport
Source: RefSeq, a predicted model, not a curated record